AUGGAAGCGGAAAAGAAUCGGACAUUGCUUACUGAUUUUGUCUUGGCUGGGUUUACAACGGACCCAUUUCUACGCAUAAUCUUCUUUAUACUGUUCUUGGCUGCCUAUUUCAUAACACUGACUGGGAACCUGGGUCUCAUAGCCCUGAUCUAUCUAGACUCCCGCUUGCACACUCCCAUGUACUUUUUUGUGGGCAACCUUUCCUUCCUAGAUAUCUGGUACUCUUCGGUCUACACUCCUCGAAUCUUAUUUGACUGUGUGUCCAAGAACAACCACAUUUCCCUAGCUGGUUGUGCAGCCCAGUUCUUCUUCUCUGCUGGCUUGGCGUACACUGAAUGCUUCCUAUUGGCCUUCAUGGCCUAUGAUCGCUUUGUAGCCAUCUGCAACCCACUCCUUUAUGCCCCUGCCAUGUCCAGGGAUUUUUGUACCCGGCUUGUGGUAGGUGCUUACGUAGCUGGGUUUGCCAGUGCCAUUAUACUCACUGGUAACACCUUCCACCUACGCUUUUGUGGAAACGGGGUCAUCAAUCACUACUUUUGUGAUGUGGCACCACUUGUGAAGAUGGCUUGUGAUGACAUAGGGAUCUAUGAUCUCUUUGUGUCUUCUCUGAUGGGUUGCAAUCUGCUGGCAACCACAGCUGUCAUCCUGAGAUCCUACAUUGGCAUUGGGGCAGCCAUAGUCCGCAUCCGCUCUGCGGAAGGGAGACGCAAAGCCUUCUUCACUUGUUCAGCUCACUUGAUCUCAGUCACUCUCUUCUAUGGCUCCAUUCUCAUCAUGUACUCCAGGCCUAACUCUCAACACACUCCAAAAUGGGACAAGGCAAAUUCAUUGUUCUAUACUGUAGUCAACCCUCUGGUCAACCCUUUCAUUUACAGUUUACGCAACAAAGAUGUGAAGGCAGCUUUCAAGAACGUCUGGGGGAAAUUCACAUUAUCCUUCGUAGAAUAG
Molecule: messenger RNA, 948 nt
Organism: Thamnophis sirtalis
Lineage: Eukaryota; Metazoa; Chordata; Lepidosauria; Squamata; Natricidae
Product: olfactory receptor 9G4-like
Biological process (GO): G protein-coupled receptor signaling pathway
Cellular component (GO): membrane
Molecular function (GO): olfactory receptor activity; G protein-coupled receptor activity
Source: RefSeq, a predicted model, not a curated record